UCCUAUCUCUGCUUUUUUUUUUGUAAACAUGGCUGCGACACUGGCCGCCGAACCCGAGCGCUUACAAACAUAAACUCUUCAUUCAGCAGCGACGGGGGACCGAGCAACAAGAUGGAGAGCUGGAGUAGUGUUCCACUGGGUCUCUGCUGAAAGACGAGAAGAAUAAGAAGGCGAACAUGACCGACAAUUUGCCAAAUAUUCACCUGAGGAGCUGGAAGGCGAAAAGUUUGUAGCUGUGUGAAGUUUGACAGCUAACUUAGCCUAGCUAGCAAACUGGUCAAGUUAGCAUGACGUAAGACUUGAUAUGUAAUCCUAUUCGGAGAUAUUUAGAUGAAUAACGAGGCGUUUGGUUAAAUUUCCGACUCAGUUGUGCUGAUAUCAGUUGAAGAAAAGAAGUCUGAGGUCUUAAAACCAGCUCACUAAUUAACAGAUCUGCACAAGGACAUCACCACUGUGGAGUUACUUUUUCGUCGUUGUUGCUGCUGCUAUUUAUUUAAAUGAAUGAAUGAAUGAAUGAAUGAUGUUCCUCUUGUAUCCUGGGAGGAUGGAUGUGAUGUGAUGUAAUGUAAUCCCAUUACAUCAUUAGCCCAAAGUAGGAACUAAGCAGGGAAAUGCAAUGGUGCUGAUCAUAUUAUCCUUCAUAAUUCUCCAUCACCAAAGUUUAUCUUGCUAAAAAUACAUCAGCUGCUCUGCUUUGGACAUCAACACCUGUGUCAAUAUGUUUUCUCCAAAACCUCCAAAGCCAACAUUUACAUCCUAUCUUUCCCCAAUUCAGACUGAUGCCAAGAAAUAUCUUCCAGUGUCCACCAAGAAACUCGAGGCCAGACUCUUACCAGGGGAGAUUGUGGUAAACGAGGCAAACUUUGUGCGGAAGUGCAUUGGAGCAGACAGCAGUAAAGAUGACCUGUGGGGAAAGCUCAUCUGCACCAACUUCAAGGUGUCCUUCGUUACCCAUGAUUCCUUGCCACAACAGAGGUUCCAGUGUGUCCACCGCCUCUUGGGAGAACACGAUGUCCCACUGACGUGUGUGGAGCAGGUCGUGACUGUGAAUGAUGCGAAGGGUAAGCAGAAGAUUCUGGGCUCUAAUAAGAAGCUAAAGUUUAAUCCCACGGAGUUAAUCCUGUACUGCAAGGAUUUCAGGAUCAUUCGCUUCCGCUUUGAUGAGGCCGGACCCGAGAGUGCCAAGAAGGUUUGCCUUGCUAUUGCACACUACUCCCAUCCAGCCGACAACCAACUACUGUUUGGGUUCGAGUACGUUGGUACGCGCUUCCAUGGCUCUUCAGGUGAGAAGGUGAAUGGAGUGGACUUGGGGAAGGGUGUACAGACGGCCAUGUUUGACUGCUCUUCUGAUUGGGACCGGGAGAUCAAACGCACCGGUGCCUCAGAAUGGAGAGUGUGCACUAUUAACGAGGAGUAUCUGAUCUCCCCCAGUCUCCCAGAGUUCUUUGUGGUUCCGUCUUCCUUGGCAGAUCAGGACCUGAAGCAGUACGCCUGUUACUUUAAAGCUCAGCGCCUCCCGUUAUGGUGCUGGAAUCAUCCCAAUGGGAGCGCCCUGAUUCGGAUGUCUGACAUCACUGAGCUCCAGCAGCAGAGGAAGCUUGAUCAGAGGAUUUGCAGCGCAGUAAUCAAAAGCCACCCGAUGCGCAGCAACGUCCUAAAGACAGAUUUGAACAAGAGCCUGCCAAGCAUCCAGGAGAUCCAGACUGCAUUAGUGAAGCUGCGGCAGAUCUGUGUGAUUGAGCCCUUUGAGGAGUCUGAGGAGAAGUGGCUGUCUUCCAUGGAAAGUUCACGGUGGAUGGAAUAUGUCAGGGCAUUUUUGAAGCAUGCAGUGGAGGUCAUCUACAUGCUGGAGGGGAAACAAUCCUCUGUCAUUCUGCAAGAAGAAGAAGACCGGGAUUUGAGCUGCAUCAUUGCGUCUCUGGUGCAGCUGAUGUGUGACCCUCAUUGCCGGAGUCUGGCAGGUUUUCAGGGCCUGGUGCAGAAGGAGUGGGUGAUGGCUGGCCAUUGCUUCCUUGACCGCUGCAAUCAUUUGAAGAAGAAUGAUAAGGAGGAGUCUCCCCUAUUUUUGCUGUUCUUGAACUGCGUAUGGCAGUUAAUGGAGCAGUACCCAGCAGCCUUCGAGUUCACAGAGAUGUACCUCACCGUGCUGAGCGACAGCAUGUGGGUCCCUGUGUUCAGCACUUUCCUUUUCAACUGUCCACGACAAAGAGCUGAACACAGCAGGGACUUUGCCCGGAGUAAGAGUAUAUCCCUGGGACGGGACAAAGUUCUGCAGUUCCCGCCGGUGUGGGACUGGUCACAGCAAUUCAGUCUGAAAGAUCAGGCCCUUUUCAACAAUCCUCUGUACGUGGGCAAGAGUGCCCCCUGUGUCCACAAUGGCACGGUGCGGACGUUCAUACACAAGCGGAGCAAGAAAAACUACAGUUCCACACUGCGAGGUCUGCCUUCAGAUCUGAAGAAUGGCGGCCUAGCCGUAAUUGACACUCUACCACGGCGUAACUCUCUGAUCCCACGACUCCGUACGGAUGUUGCACAGAAGCAGGAGAAGCAGGAGAGCCCUGCCGAACGCUUCGUACAGGACUGGCUUUCUCGGCCAGCCGACCUGCAGGGUUUGCUGCUGCCACAGCUCCUGCCUUCCCAUCUGCCCCUGUGGAAGCUUUACUUCCUGCGCUGGGUACCCGAGGCCCGCAUCCCCAACGGUGGCCCCAUCACCACUUUCCACAAGCUCUCUAUGCUGGUGGACGAGAUUGAAAUUCUCCAGAACCAGCUGAGGCAGUACACAGGAGGGACGACUCCAGCACGCAGCCCCCAGGACGAACCCAGCAAAAUGUACUUCAGGGCAGGAUUAUCUCCAAGCGAGUCUCCAGCUCCUCCUGAGUGCCUCAGCUCCUCGUUCCCCUUCUCCCCCGUGGGCAACCUGUGCCGCCGCAGCAUCCUGGGUACUCCCCUCAGCAAAUUCCUCAACGGAGCCAAAAUUUGGCUGUCCACCGAGACACUAGCCAAUGAGAACCUCUGAAAACCUGAAGCCUGGUACCAGGCCUCCAGAGAGCAAUUGGAUUUGUGUAGCAUCAUGAAUGACUGGAAGCCUCGAGAAUAUUCUCCCUUAUUCACACUGGUCCAGUUGGCUUGUUUGUUCUUUUCAAAAGCUCUUCAGCCAAGUGCCAACAUCAGAAUGUUUGUGGUUCGCUGCAAUGGUGUGUAUUUAUUUGGCGAUGGACGAAAAAAAAAAUGUAUAUCGAACACUCAAUGAGGUUGUGAGUUUAAGAUGGAGAUUCUUUUAUUUCUGUGCUGGUUUGAUUUACUGAAGCACUUGGUCUGAGAUUUAACUUGUUCUCCAGUGAGCCGAUAUUGGAAUUUUGAUAUCACCAUAACUGCCCAUACCUUUAUGGUUUAUAAAAUUAUCAUUGCAGUUUAUGUAAUUACUAAGAAAAUGUGUAUCAGUGGGAGAUGCUCUGCUCUGUUCUGUUCUGUCUACCUUUGAUCUCAUGUCUAAUGAUUACUGCAGUAUGGUGUAUAAAUCGGUACAUGUCUAUUGUCCAGAAUUUAUUUGCCAGGCUUUGAGUGAGGUGUUUUUUUCUUUUCUUUCCUUUUCCAAAGCAUCAAUAUGAAUCUGCACAUUAUUCUACAUAGUUUCAGUCUUUCUAAACUGCCAGUACUGAUUAAUUUUUUCUGUUUGGGAGUUAUGGUAUUAGGAUAAAUGAUGAAAGUAGGACUGUACGUUAAGCCUGUGGUAGAAAAAUCUAUUAACACUUUUUAUUUUAGUAUGUAUAGUUAUAUAGAUUUUGUAAGAAGCCUUCUGGAAAGGUCUAACUGUACGUAGCUUUUAUUAAAAUUGUGAAUGGUAUGGGUAAUGUCAGGGAUUGCCCACAGUAACCCCCAAAAUGCAGGUGACAACUGUGCACUUAGUGAUAUCUAACACACACAGAGGCUGGUCCUCGUCCGUUAGAUCCCUCGCCCAACGCAAGCACAGAAUAGCUGCUCCAAGUAACUGACUACUGCUCCAACCAAUCAGCUGGUUGAACUGGUACAGCAGUCGAGUGCACCGUAUCCCAGUAGGCACAUAGUGAAUUAGCAUUAGAUCGGAAAGUCAAGUUCGUAAAGAGGUUUUAUUGGGAAAAACAGCACUUGUUACCUCCUUUUUUUUUUUUUUUUUUAAGCUCUUUUUAACUGGACAGUUUGUUUGAUCUAUAGCUUUCUCUAAAGGUGUGAAUUUUUGGAUUUUGACCAGAGUUUGGGACGGGGUGGAUGAUAUGUUAUCACAAUAAAUUGUCAUGAUACACUUGUAGGAAAAAAGUAUCUAAUUGUGGUGUUAUUCACAGUAGUGAGUAGUGUAUUGGGUGCUUGUAUAAAUUUUUUCCCUAGUUUUUCUUUCUAAAAACUUUGGUGUUGAAAUAUUGCUUUUUUUUUUUUUUUGAGAUUUACUAAUUUGUUGACAAUAUUAGUGAGAAAAUCCUGUAUUAAUGCCUUCAAAUACUUUUUUUAAUUAAUAUUAUUAUUAUUAUUAUUAUUAUUUUUUUUUUUUUUUUACAUAUUGCCCACCCUUAUUUUCUGAACAUGUAUUUGGAUGGAAUUUUAUUGUCUAAAACAUGGUACUUUUUUCACCCAGUCAUUCUUUAUAUAAUUUUUUUUGUGUGUGUGAUUAGUUUACCAUUAAUGCAGUGCACUCGAAGCUGUUAACCAUAAAAAUUACUUGAUCUUAACACAUUUAGGGUUUUUCAUUUAAACAGCGCUGAUAUUUAUUCAGAUAUGCAAAGAAGCUGAACCAGGGUUAUUUAUUCUAAUCCUGUGUGCCUUUUUGAAAUUGAAAUUGUGGCCUUGCUAUUCAGUGGAUGUUGAAUUUUUUUCUUUCUCUCAGGCUGUAACAUGCCGACGCUGCCUCCUACAUCAGUGGCUAAACUCAACAUGAUUCCAAAGCUGUGUGUGAGUGUGGUCAUGUGUAGAAUUGUUGUGUGUAAGCUAUGAGGUGGUCACCUGGGCUCCUGUACAUCUGAAAGUGCUCUGAACUCCUGUGGUUUCUGUUCUCAGUGCUGCAAGGCCUGACUCUGAGCCACUCUGCAAGACAUGAUGCUUCUGAUUUAUUUCCUUGUGAAUAAAAAAAAAUGGGUUGAUUGCUUCA
This is a messenger RNA of Neoarius graeffei (lesser salmon catfish), 5116 nucleotides long. RefSeq names its product myotubularin related protein 10 (gene mtmr10). The transcript is spliced from 16 exons. Lineage: Eukaryota; Metazoa; Chordata; Actinopteri; Siluriformes; Ariidae. The coding region runs from base 719 to 3016 and encodes 765 amino acids. The record is from RefSeq and is a predicted model, not a curated record.